This is a messenger RNA of Lytechinus pictus (painted urchin), 4487 nucleotides long. Its product is annotated as valine--tRNA ligase-like. The transcript has 25 exons. The record is from RefSeq and is a predicted model, not a curated record. NCBI's taxonomy places the organism in Eukaryota, Metazoa, Echinodermata, Echinoidea, Temnopleuroida, Toxopneustidae. Bases 148 to 3558 code for a protein of 1136 amino acids. Gene Ontology annotation, molecular function: aminoacyl-tRNA deacylase activity; ATP binding; valine-tRNA ligase activity. Gene Ontology annotation, cellular component: cytosol. Gene Ontology annotation, biological process: valyl-tRNA aminoacylation.
AGCUCUGAAAUUUGCAGACGAAAGUUGAGUAGCGGUCGAGAGUGAGUAUUGAUUAAAUUUGUUACAUUAGAAUUUUCUUACCGAUAAUAGCACUACUCUCAAGUAGUUUAAAUAUAAUUUUGAUAAAGGUCUAUUCGUUUCCUAUCCAUGUACAGCUCACCAUUGGUCAAUUAUCAAAAUGCUGCCAUGCUGCUUCAGAGAGGGAUUAGACAAUGGUAUAUACCGCUGAAGAACAGUUCAGCCCUGUGGCUUGUUCACAUACAGAGGGGAGGAUGCUUCAUCAGCUACAGGCAGGUUCACAUUCCCUCGAGUACACGUUUUCUUGGACAGUCCUACAGCGCUACCUGCUGUGAUCUUGGAACGCAACGCCUGGUUAAUAGGAGGGGACUUCACACAAGCCAGAUUGAGAGUACCUCGGAUGGUCGACAUCCCUCUGCUGGUGUGAACGCAUCCUCACGUGGAGCUGGGGAUGGGCAGAGAGCCAAGGCGGAGAAACGGAGGAGGCGGAAGGAGAGGAUCGAUGAGAUCCAGAUAGAUGGAGAGAAGGCUCCCGGGAGCAGGAGACAGGGCCUGAAGAGCUGGAGCAAGAAGGAGAUCGUCACCUAUGAUAUACCCACUCCUCCAGGAGAAAAGAAAGAUGUGUCUCUGGACCUUCCUCGAUCCUACAGUCCCAGGUACGUGGAAGCGUGUUGGUAUGAGUGGUGGGAAAGGAUGGGAUUCUUCAAACCAGAAUCUUUGGCAAGGUGGAGGAAAGUGGAGAAAGAGAAUGAACCAUUUGUGAUGUGCCUCCCUCCACCCAACGUUACUGGUGUCCUACAUCUUGGCCACACCCUAACGGCUACCAUACAAGACAGUCUCAUCAGAUGGAAGAGAAUGGUGGGUGUUCCUUCCUUAUGGAUACCGGGUUGUGACCAUGCAGGCAUCGCAACACAGGUGGUAGUAGAGAAACAACUACAGCAUGAGAAAGGGAUCACCAGACAUGACAUUGGCCGGGAGGAGUUUCUCAAAGAAGUCUGGAAGUGGAAGGAAGAGAAAGGAGGGCAGAUCUACCUACAGCUGAAGCAACUAGGGUCAUCUUUGGACUGGGAUCGAGAGAACUUCACCAUGGAUCAAAAAUUCUCCCAUGCAGUACGGGAAGCCUUUGUCCGUCUUCAUGAUGAGGGCACCAUCUAUCGGUCAAGUCAGCUUGUCAACUGGUCCUGUACUCUCAACUCUGCUAUCUCUGACAUUGAGGUUGAUCAAAUGUCGCUUCCUGGUCGUUCAUUGGUCAAGGUUCCAGGUUAUUCUGAUCCCGUGGAGUUUGGUGUUCUCACCUACUUUGCUUAUCCCAUGGAAGGCUCGCCAGAUGCUGAUAUAGUUGUAGCUACCACUCGCCCAGAGACGAUGCUUGGUGAUACUGGGAUAGCAGUCCAUCCCCAUGACGACAGGUACGGCCAUCUGAUUGGUCGGUCAGCUGUCCAUCCUUUUACUGGACGGAGGUUAAAGGUCAUCGCUGAUGAGGCAGUGGACAUGGCGUACGGCACAGGUGCCGUGAAAAUCACUCCAUCCCAUGAUUACAAUGACUGUGAGAUGGGACGUAAACAUGACCUUGACUUUGUCAAUGUCAUUGAUGAGGAAGGGAAUAUCAUUGCUGAGGGAACUGAGUUUCAGGGAAUGAAGCGUUUUAUUGCCCGUCAAGCUGUCAUUCAGGCACUGAAAGACAGAGGCUUGUACAGGAGAACAGAAGACAACCCAAUGUCUCUUCCAAUUUGUAGUCGGUCUGGUGACAUAGUUGAGCCACUUCUCAAAUCUCAAUGGUUUGUGAAAUGUUCUGAGAUGGGCCGACAAGCCCUGAGAUCGGUUGAGACUGGUGAACUUGAGAUCUUACCCCCUAGCUACCGGAAAACAUGGGACCAUUGGCUCUCAAAUAUCAGAGAUUGGUGUAUAUCUAGGCAGCUUUGGUGGGGUCAUCGUAUUCCUGCAUACCACGUUGAAAUACAAGGUACUACUGAUCCAGCAUCAUUGAAGGAUAGUGAUUCAUGGGUAAGCGGUCACAGUGAGGAAGAAGCUAGAGAUAAAGCAAGCAGAAAAUUUGGAGUAGAUGGUUGUCAUAUCACACUUGCACAAGAUGAGGAUGUCCUUGAUACCUGGUUCUCGUCUGCUCUCUUCCCAUUUGCUGUACACGGAUGGCCUCAUAAGACCCCCGAUCUUGAAACAUACUACCCCAGCACUGUUUUAGAGACAGGAUACGAUAUUCUCUUCUUCUGGGUGGCUAGGAUGGUUAUGAUGGGCCAACAACUGACUGGACAACUUCCAUUCAAGAAGGUAUACCUUCAUUCUAUGGUGAGAGAUGCCCAUGGACGAAAGAUGAGCAAAUCUCUUGGAAAUGUGAUUGAUCCACUUGAUGUCAUCCAUGGAGUCUCCCUUGAGCAACUGCAAUCAAGACUUCUCCAUGGCAACCUCAAGCUUGACCCCAAAGAACUGAAGGUCGCCUUGAAAGGUCAGAGGUCAGAUUUCCCACAAGGCAUCCCAGAGUGCGGAACAGACGCCCUGAGGUUUGCACUCGCCUCUUACAACUCACAAGGUCAAGAUAUCAACUUGAAUGUGGAUCAAGUGUUGGAGUACAGACAUUUCUGUAACAAGAUAUGGAAUGCUUCCAGGUAUGCUCUGUCAGCUUUCGGAAACGAUUUCAGCCCACGGCCCGUCAAUGAGGUUUUACAUUCCACUAAUCAAGUAGAUCUCUGGAUCCUCCACAAAUUGGUGACAACUGUCCAGGCCUGCCAUAAAGGGUUCAAUGACGUAGAUCUUCCCAUGGUGACAACCGCCCUCUAUAGGCUAUGGGUGCACAACCUUUGUGAUGUUUACUUGGAGUGCAUCAAAGAACAUCUCAGAGAGUGCUCCGCAGAUGAACGCACUGCAACACUGAAUGUCCUGCACUCAGUGCUAGAUGGCGCUCUCCGCCUAAUCCAUCCCAUCAUGCCUUUCCUGACUGAAGAGAUGUUUCAGAGGUUGCCAAGGCAACAGAGUUACGAGUAUCCCAGUAUCUGUGUAGCUCCGUACCCCACCCUACAAGAGUUCCCAUUCAUGAAUGAGGUGGUCGAAGAGCAAGUUGAGGUCAUGCUGGAAGUAGUUCAUGCAGUCAGGUCACUGGAAGGAAUGCUGGGAUUGAAGAGGGGGCAGUCUAAUGUUGGUGUUGCAUGUCAGGAUGAGGGAGUGUUCUCAAUUCUCAGCAGACUGCAUCAGCCACUUGCCACACUCACUAGGUCAUCUCAUGUAGAAAUCACCUCCACUGAGGCCCCUCCCCCUGGAAGUGCCACCCUGGCCAUUGGAAGCAAAUGUACAGCUUAUCUCCAUCUUCAGGAAGCCUCGAGCUCUGCUGCAGUAGAUCGUUUACAAGCCAGGAAGGUGAAGGCCGAGAAGCAGCUGAGUAAGCUGAUGACUGCCAUGUCAAUCCCACUCUAUGAACAAAAAGUCCCAGAUCAUAUACAGCUAAACAAUAGAAAUAAGGUUGAGGAGCUUGAGGCUGAACUGAAGUCAUACAAGAAUCUUUUAGCAUCCCUCCAGACCAUUGCCAGAUGACGGUGAAAAUUAUUUGGUGUUCGAGGUGGAAUAUGUGAUCAUGCGGUGUAAAAAACACCUUUUACUUAACGGGCGCAGAACCUAUUAAUCCACAGUCUAGCACUGCAAUAAACACCCUUUCUUCGGACACAGACCCUAACUGUGGCUUUAAUCCACUUCAAGAGUCUUGAAAGAAGCCUAGCACUGCAACAAAGACAUAUUAUUUUGCCAAAAUAGACCCUAAUUGAUGCUUUGAUCCACCUCAUAAGUCUUGAAAGGUGUCUAGUACUGCAACAAACUGGAAUAGUGGCGUUCGCCUAUAAUCCAAGCUAUGUGGGAAAGUUUUGAUGGAGAGGUUUUUAAAAUUAUGAGUUCUACGCUGCAGAGUAAACUGCAGGAAAAUAUAUUUGAUCAUAAAUAUAUGGUACAGUACAUAAUUGUUCGAAAAUUGUUUUUAUUGCAUAUCAUUGAUUGCAUAAGCAGUGAUAAUAAAUUUACAAUUCUUAUGAAGUGCAACAAAAUCAUGUUUAAUUGAGCUCAAGACGUCGACACAAGAAAAUGGAAUUACAUGUGUAUACAUUAAAGCUAACAUGAUAAAUAUGGUUUUAUGGUAUCAAGAUUUGUUAUUCAUUUGCUGGAAUUGUUCCUCUAAUGGGUACAAUCAAUUCUAAGUUAUAUAAUAAGUUUUAGUUUAUUUCAGCUAUUUGUUAGCUUUCCUCUGUACAGAUUUCAGCUAUUUCACCAGUUUUCAGCUUUUUCAGCUCUCUUUUUUCUUCAAUAAUCACUCACACCCCGAUUUUAAGAAAUAAAGAUGACAUUUUCAGCAAUCGUCAUGAAAUCUUUCCCAAGCAGCUUUAUUUUAAAGCCACAUCUAACAUCUUUAUGGUAUUAAUGAUUUUGUUCUUUGUUUGUUUUCUUUAAAAAAAAAAUUAUCAUGGAAUAAAAAUGCU